Molecule: messenger RNA, 560 nt
Organism: Durusdinium trenchii
Lineage: Eukaryota; Dinophyceae; Suessiales; Symbiodiniaceae
Source: the annotation of a GenBank genome assembly
GAUCUGUUGAAAGCACUUUUGGCCAUACAGCCCAGUGGGCAGUUCCUCGUGACCCAAGUUAGGGCUGCCAUCUUCAAAGUUGUUGGAUUGGAGCCAAAGAUCAACACAUCAUCCAUGAAGCAUUUGACAUGGGCAGGGGGGCGCUUUGAAAGGAUCGCCGCUAUGAUGUGUGAAUCACAUGCCAUGGAGAAAGUCCAAGAGUUGCUCAGCAUGCUGUCCAUGGACACCUCUGAUGAGCAAUCCCUGGCUGGCAGCAAAGAUGGAAGCAGGGGUGACAAGGAGGAUGGCAGCAAGGGUGCUGGCAGCAAGGAUGAUGACAGCAAGGGUGGUGGCAGCAGGGAAGACCUUGGCAGCAACCAGGAGCAAAACAUGGCUGCAGCAGAGCUUCCAAAGGCCACAAGUCCCAAGGCCAAAAAGCCCAGAGCCAAGGCCAAGGCUGUCAAGACUGAGCCUGGCAAGGCCACCAAGCCAAAGAAUGCCAUCACAGUGUUCAGGAAAGAGUACUACAAGAAUACCAGCACUUAUGGAGUGAGAAAAUACGAGGAUGGAAAGAAGAAGGG